AUGGCUGACGAGAAGCAACGCGGGUUCCCAAACAACGACACUGGCGAACGCCGUGGUUCGGUUCUCUUCCAGGAUGAGGCGAAGCGCAAGGCGAGUGUUGCAGAUCUGACAUCCAACCAGACUGGAGAGAUCAAGAACCCUCUGGUCGGUGUCACUCGAGACGCCCUGCUGCAAGAUGUGGAAGAGUUUGCCAGAACGAACAACCUCGACGACGUCUUGCCACUCCUCAAGAAGGGCGCAAUCGCCGCCCAAGUCCAAUACCCAGACGCGAUCGCUAGGCUUCCCGAGCUCAACGACGAUGAGAAGCAGAACCUCGCUGAAGAGAUCACCAACAAAUGGCGCCAUCCACGCAUCCUGUACUUUACUAUCAUUCUGAAUAGUAUCGCAGCGGCCGUCCAAGGAUGGGAUCAGACGGGCUCAAACGGCGCCAAUCUCUCGUGGCCGCUCGACCUUGGGAUCCCCGAUGGCCCUGAGGAUUUCUGUAACGACAACCCAGCGCUCUGCGCCAAGAAUCAAUGGCUGGUUGGUCUGGUCAACUCGAUGCCUUACUUUGCGAUCUUUCUCUUUGCCGCUUGGAUCUCUGACCCCCUCAACCACUGGCUCGGUCGACGGAACGUCAUUUUCGGCGCCGCAAUCUUUUCCGUCCUUGCACCAAUCGGUCAGGCACUGUGUCAAACAUGGCAGCAGCUUAUUGCCUGUCGCAUUCUUCUCGGCAUCGGUAUGGGCCUUAAAGAAGUGACGGUGCCAGUUUACUCCGCCGAGGUGGCUCCAACGGCCAUUCGUGGUGGCUUGGUUAUGACCUGGCAGCUUUGGACCGCUUUCGGCAUCAUGCUUGGUACUUCCGCCAACUUGGCUGUCAAGGACACUGGAGCGAUCGCAUGGCGACUUCAGCUUGCCUCUGCCUUCAUUCCCGCUGUCCCACUGGUUAUUGGCAUCUACUUCUGUCCGGAAUCUCCCAGAUGGCUCAUGUCCAAAGGCCGCUUCGAGAAGGCCUACCGCAGCCUGAAGCGUCUCCGAGGCACCGAUAUCCGAGCGGCCAAGGAAAUCUACUACAUCCAUGCCCAGAUGCAGCAGGAAGAGCUUCUGAUUAAAGAGUCCGGUGUCUCCGUCAACGCGAACAUGUUCACUAGAUUCGUCGAGCUGUUCACCAUCCCUCGCAUUCGCCGAGCGACUCAGGCUUCCGGGAUCGUGAUGAUUGCACAGCAGAUGUGCGGGAUAAAUAUUAUCGCCUUCUACUCAUCCACCGUCUUCGCGCAAGCUGGUGCCUCUGUGACCGGAGCACUGCUGGCUUCCUGGGGGUUUGGCAUCAUAAAUUUCCUCUUCGCAUGGCCAGCAAUCUGGACCAUCGACACCUUCGGAAGGCGUGCGCUGCUGCUGUUCACAUUCCCCAACAUGUGCUGGACCUUGCUAGCAGCGGGUCUGUGUUUCUACAUCCCGGAGUCAAGUCCCGCUCAUCUAGGGCUGAUCGCUACGUUCAUCUACAUUUACGAUGCAUUUUACUCGCCAGGAGAAGGACCCGUUCCGUUUACCUACAGUGCUGAGGUAUUCCCACUGUCGCACAGAGAGAUGGGAAUGAGCUGGGCCGUAGCCACAAAUAACUUUUGGGCGACCGUUGUCUCCUUGACAUUCCCCCGUCAACUCGGUGCCUUCGGCUUGACCGGCGCUUUCGGCUUCUAUGCAGCAAUGAACUUCCUCGCCUUCCUCAUGAUCUUCUUCUGGCUGCCGGAGACUAAGCAGAAGUCGCUCGAAGAACUCGACUAUGUCUUCGCCGUUCCCACAACUCGCCACAUGAACUACCAAGUCGGCACUGUCCUGCCCUACUUUUUCAAGACGCAGAUUCUGCGUCAGAAGGGUCUUGCAUCGCCAACGCUCUACAAGUUUGAUGAGUAUUCCGAUGGGCCGGUGACUCCGGAUGCGGAGUACAAGACCGAGACGGCAUUCAGGAAGGAGGUAGAGUGA
Saxophila tyrrhenica is the source of this 1959-nucleotide messenger RNA. RefSeq lists its product as uncharacterized. Gene Ontology annotation, molecular function: transmembrane transporter activity. The transcript has 13 exons. Gene Ontology annotation, biological process: transmembrane transport. Bases 1 to 1959 code for a protein of 652 amino acids. The record is from RefSeq and is a predicted model, not a curated record. Gene Ontology annotation, cellular component: membrane. NCBI's taxonomy places the organism in Eukaryota, Fungi, Ascomycota, Dothideomycetes, Mycosphaerellales, Extremaceae.